UUUUGGAUUAUACUAGAUGCACAACUGCUGCCUGCUUGUGCAGAGAGUUGGUCUCGUGUAAUUUCAUCCUACGUGGAGUCUGAUGUUUUGUUGUUAGCUUGCUGCUUUGAAAAUAUGUAAAUGUUUUCUUUGUUAUCCAGGAAUCAAAAACAGCAUGUAUUGUUUAACGACAGGAUUCGAUAUAGCGACACUCCAAUUUCUGGGGGAAAAAAAAAUCAGCACCCAAUUUUGAGGUGCUGACACCCAGGGGAAUUAAACACGGCUAGCAGAGCAUCCCAAAAUCACAUAUUAUAUAGCACACAGGUAGAGCACUGUGAUUAAAAUUGUGAUCGCCGUGCAGCGUAAAUGCAGGGAGGUUUGUGCUGCCGGCUCUGCCACAGCUCCAGCCCUCCCCAGUGAGGAACGGAGGAGUCUGGUUUUUUGGGGAACACUGCUGAUAAUCACAUGAAUACUCACAUCACCCUGAAUUUAUGGAGUUGCAGAGUUAUACUGUUCAUGCUUGGCACACUCAGAGAAGCUGUAACGCAGGAUAUUUCUUCUAACAUGUGAUACCAUAUUUUUUUGUAGGAAAGGAAAAUUGCUAGCAGCUUUUAGCAGUGGAUGCUGAGCAGUUCUGUGACUGUCCUGAAGAUGACAACAACACUUCCCCCUGCCUUGGCUAGCAAGGAGGUGUGGGAAGAGGUUUGCAAGCAUUAACGCCUGCAGAGUGCUUGGCAAUCCAGGAUGAAGCAAAAUCAGGUUUACUCGUGGUGGAAAGCCCGUGCCAGGCUGCUCUGUGAACUCUCUGCUGGCAUUUGGGAAGCGGCUCCCCUUUUCCAGGCUCCGGUGGCAAUGGAGGAGGCGUGUGUUUCGCUGUUCUCCCUGCCUCAAAUCAUGGGCCAUCUCCUCGAAGGGUCCCUGAGAUGACCAAGGGGGGAAUGGAGUCAGUCGAAGUGUUCGUGGCUGAAGGCAAAGGCCGCGGCUUGAGGGCGCUGAAGGAAUUCCUGCCUGGGGAUGUCAUCUUUGCGGAGCCAGCCUACGCCGCCGUGGUUUUUGAUAGCCUGACUCACAUCAUCUGUCACACCUGCUUCAAACGGCAGGAGAGACUCCACCGCUGCGGCCAGUGCAAGUUCGCCUACUACUGCGACCGGACCUGCCAGAGAGUGGCCUGGCUGGACCACAAGAGCGAGUGCUCUGCCAUCAAGAGAUAUGGCAAGGUGCCCACUGAAAACAUCAGGCUGGCAGCCCGUAUCAUGUGGAAGAUAGAGAGGGAAGGCAGUGGGCUGACGGAGGGCUGCCUGGUCUCCAUCGACGACCUGCAGAACCACGUGGACAACUUUGGCGAGGAGGAGAAGAAGGAGCUGCACGCCGAUGUGGAGAGUUUCCUUGAGUUUUGGCCACCGCAGAGCCAGCAGUUUGGCAUGCAGUUCAUCUCCCACAUAUUUGGAGUGAUCAACUGCAAUGGCUUUACCCUCAGUGACCAAAGAGGACUGCAGGCUGUUGGUGUGGGUAUCUUCCCCAAUCUCUGCCAGGCCAACCAUGACUGCUGGCCCAACUGCACCGUCAUCUUCAACAACGGCAAUCAUGAGGCUGUAAGAUCAAUGUUCCACACACAGAUGAGGAUUGAGCUGCGGGCGCUGAGCAAGAUUUCUCCCGGGGACGAGCUGACCGUUUCCUACGUGGAUUUCCUCAACGUGAGCGAGGAACGGAGGAAGCAGCUGAAGAAGCAGUAUUAUUUUGAUUGCACGUGUGAGCACUGCAAGAAGCAGAUCAAGGAUGACCUGAUGCUGGCUGUGAAAGGAGGGGAGAACAAGCCCUCUGCAGAGAUGGUGAAGGAGGUUAUCCAGUUCUCCAAGGACACACUGGAGAAGAUCAACAAGGCCCGCUUGGAGGGAGUUUACCACGAAGUUGUGAGGCUGUGCCGUGAAUGCCUGAAGAAACAGGAGCCUGUGCUGGGGGAAACGAACAUUUACCUCCUGAGGAUCCUCAGCAUUGCCUCAGAGGUGCUCUCCUACCUCCAGAUGUUUGAGGAGGCAGCUGAAUACGCCAAGAGGAUGGUGGACGGCUACCUGAAAAUAUACCAUCCCAACAAUGCGCAGCUGGGGAUGGCUGUGAUGCGGGCAGGAGUGACCCACUGGCAUGCUGGUCUCAUUGAAGCUGGGCAUGGCAUGAUCUGUAAAGCUUAUGCCAUUCUCCUGGUCACCCAUGGACCUUCCCAUCCAAUUACCAAAGACCUGGAGGUCAUGCGUGUCCAGACAGAGAUGGAGCUGCGCAUGUUCCAGCAGAAUGAGUUCAUGUAUUACAAGAUGAGGGAAGCUGCCCUCAAAAACCAAAAGAUUCAAGUCAUGCCUGAACCCACCAAUGAGGCCUCACCCAGUCUCUACCACAAGAAGGAAUAAAACUUGAGCUUGACCCAAAUUCAUGCCUGUGGGAUAGCAUCACCUGUGGCAGCUCCAGACAUAGGGAAUGUGAUAUAUGAAUGUGAUAUAUCCAUAAAGAUUUUUUCCAGUGGCACCAGUCUGAGAACAUGGACCUGCUGGGGGAGAGUGCUGAAAAAUCUUCUGGGGGCUUACAGCAGAGGAGCUCUUUGCAGAAACAACAUCUUUUUUCUAUCACUAGCAUUAAAAAUCAAAGUAAAAAAAUCUGUUAUAAAAUGUUUUAAAUUCUUGUUCAAAGCCUGUUUCCCUCCAGGCAAGUCCUGAUCCUGAAGUCCUUGGUUAAAUUUUUAAUUGAGUCUUUCCUAAGUGUUUUCUUCUAUCACUUUCUUGUGAUGACAUCAUUUCUUUAUAGUGAUGUCUAUGUCUAUGGGUGUUUUACCA
Dromaius novaehollandiae (emu) is the source of this 2798-nucleotide messenger RNA. RefSeq names its product SET and MYND domain containing 1 (gene SMYD1). Gene Ontology annotation, molecular function: protein binding; histone H3K4 methyltransferase activity. NCBI's taxonomy places the organism in Eukaryota, Metazoa, Chordata, Aves, Casuariiformes, Dromaiidae. The record is from RefSeq and is a predicted model, not a curated record. Gene Ontology annotation, cellular component: nucleus. Bases 903 to 2378 code for a protein of 491 amino acids. The transcript has 13 exons.